Diaporthe amygdali is the source of this 1227-nucleotide messenger RNA. RefSeq lists its product as uncharacterized. Gene Ontology annotation, biological process: regulation of transcription by RNA polymerase II. NCBI's taxonomy places the organism in Eukaryota, Fungi, Ascomycota, Sordariomycetes, Diaporthales, Diaporthaceae. Gene Ontology annotation, molecular function: zinc ion binding; DNA-binding transcription activator activity, RNA polymerase II-specific. The transcript has a single exon. The record is from RefSeq and is a predicted model, not a curated record. The coding region runs from base 1 to 1227 and encodes 408 amino acids.
AUGUCAGAGCGGACGCCGACGGUGAUACGCAGGCCACACAAGAAGGCCAGAACCGGCUGCACACUCUGCAAGAAGCGCCGCGUCAAGGUCAGUAGAAAUGAAUCAAAGACGGCGGGUAGCCAAGUGAGAAUCCUAAUGGAUCGGCAGUGUGGAGAAGAGAAGCCGCAAUGCACGAAUUGCCGCAUCCACAGCGCCACGUGCGUUUAUGAGGUGGUCAAGUCACGCCGCUCAUCGCCGAAAGCCCCGGCGCCGGGGCCGGCCACCCCGAGCAGCCAGGGGGAUUUUCCUCUGUAUACCCUGGAACACAUGGAGUUACUACACCAUUACACCGCAUCGACGGCCCUGACAUUAUCCUCUACUGCAGAGGUGAGAGAGGUGUGGCAGAAUCGCGUUCCCCGGCUCGCACUGCAUGCAGAUUAUGUGCUGCAUGCGUUGUUGGCCCUAUCCGCGCUUCAUCUUGCCCAAAUACGACCAGAAUCUAGGCAAUCUUACUGGGCCACGGGCGUUCACUUAUAUCAAGAAGCACUUGGCAAGGCUCAAGCGGAAAUGGAGCAUGUUACUGCGAAGAAUUGCACGGAGCUCUACAUAUUCUCGACAAUGACGUGCUUCUACUCCUUGGCUCAGAACUGCGAGCUCGCAAGACGUUUGGACCAAGGGGAGAACGUUGAUGACGAGGAGAUGGACCUUCUCAGCUGGGUCUUUCUUCUUCGAGGCAACAGGGCACUGAUUCUGCCGCCUCAUGGAAUAGUCCUACACACAGGAGUGCUAGCGCCUAUGUUCGAGGCAGGUGGAAAACGCGCUACCAAGCUCCGGGCUUACUCUACACCUGAUAAAGGAUCUAUCAUGGAAGAGCUGUGCGAUAUAGUCCCCGAUGACGCAGAACAGGCGAUUUACAGAGAUGCCGUCCAGCAUCUUCAGCAGGCGUUCCAUGCCGUCUAUAAUCAACCAGGCGGGGACAUCCAGACAACAGAACUUUUUGUCUGGGUUUUUGAGGUAUCAGAUGAGUACAUGGAAAGGCUCAAAAGAGAAGAAGGGCCUGCCCUGGCCAUCUUCAUCUGCUACUCGCUUCUCGUGGGUAACUUCAAGGGGAGAUGGUGGUCAGAGGGGUGGGGCGAGUGGGUAUCGGGCCGCUUACGUGCCAGACUGCUCGAUGGAGAGCGGAAAUUUUCAGACAAGCUUAUGGAGUUGCUCGCUGGAGCGAAUGACGACAGACUCGAUGCUGCAUGA